AUGCGUUUCCUCUCAAAUAUGGGUGGCUUUUUGCUGGUCACAACCGGAGCCCAGGCUUUCUUUGUUGUGCCUUGCUCUCGCCCAGUCGUGGUGCAGCGCGCAGACCCUAUAGUCAAUCCAGGCGCCCUAGCUGGUCAUGUUCACACCAUCAUGGGCGGCAGUGCCUUCAAUUUCACCAUGGGCUAUGAUGACGCAGUAUCCUCAGCAUGCUCUACCUGUAAGGUUCGGCAGGAUUUGAGUAACUACUGGACUCCAAAUCUAUACUAUGAGAGCGAGCAUGGCAAGUUCGAGGCAGUCAAGCAACUCGGUGGCAUGCUCGUUUACUAUCUUCAGCGCUCUGACUCCAGAGACCCCGAGUACGAGAAUGGCCUACUUGCGUUUCCCCCGGGGUUUCAGAUGCUCGCUGGUGACCCCUCGCUUCGAAGCUUUGGGGAUACCUUGGAGCAGCGAGCAAUAUCCUAUGUCUGCCUCGGCGUCAGCGGCCCGGAAACCCACCAGUUCCCGCCCCAGAACUGCCCCUACGGCUUGCGAGUACAGGUUAUGUUCCCUUCGUGCUGGGACGGACAUAAUUUAGACUCGCCGAACCAUAAGAGUCAUAUGGCCUACCCGAGCCUAGUUGAUAAUGGGGUUUGCCCAACAAGCCACCCUAAGCGCUUUAUCACACUCUUCUACGAGGUCACUUUUCAGAUCGAUGAUUUCAAGGACAAAUGGUACAAGGAUACUCCGCCCUUCGUCUACUCCAAUGGCGACCCGACGGGUUACGGACUCCACGGUGACUUCGUUAACGGCUGGGAUACGGAUGUUCUUCAGAGUGCCAUCACCAACUGUACUGAUGCAUCUGGGUCCCUGGACCGAUGCCCCUUGCUGCAUCAAUUCGACGAUGAAACGAUGAAGGGCUGCAGAGUCCCUGUCCGCGUUGAGGAACAGGUUGAUGGAAUCCUAAACAGGCUGCCCGGUUGCAACCCAGUGCAGCGUGGGCCGGGCCGGGCCACGCAGCAGAGUGACUGCGGUGCCACUACCACUAUCUCGCCUCCGCAGUGGCCGUAUACCGACAUGACGAUUUCCCAUCGCUUCAGGUAUCGGGGAUGCGCCCCUGACGCGUCAGGGAAGAGCAGAACUUUGAAUGGCACCGAUGUAUCGAGUGACAAUAUGACCGUCGCACGCUGUGUCGAAUACUGCGACGAAAGAGGCUUCAAGUACGCAGGGGUUGAGUAUCGACGGGAGUGCUUCUGCGGGAACUUUGUUGACCACGACCGCGAGCCGAAAAAAGGUAUUCUUGGUGUUUGCGAGCUGCCCUGCACCGGUGACAACAAUGAGGUUUGCGGCGGCUAUGGGGGUAUUUCUCUCUAUGAAAAGUGCAGUGCGGGUGCUGCUUGCGAGAAUGCGGACUUGGUAUGA
Messenger RNA from Verticillium dahliae VdLs.17, 1398 nucleotides. RefSeq names its product WSC domain-containing protein. Bases 1 to 1398 code for a protein of 465 amino acids. The record is from RefSeq and is a predicted model, not a curated record. Lineage: Eukaryota; Fungi; Ascomycota; Sordariomycetes; Glomerellales; Plectosphaerellaceae. The transcript has 3 exons.